UUCACCCCUCGUUCAUGUUCAUGUCGUCCUUCCGCCCGCUCAUCGCGAUCUAUGGCACGACUGGAGUAGGGAAGUCGAAAUUGGCGAUUGAACUCGCGCGGGCGCUCUCGCAGUAUCCGCGGGGGCAGGCGCCAUGGCAGAGCGCGAAAGUCAUCAACGCAGACUCGAUGCAGGUCUAUGCUGGUCUGGACGUUCUCACGAAUAAAGUUCCCUUACAUGAGAGAGAGGGAGUAGAACACCUCCUCAUGGACUUUAAGCGCCCAGGAGAACAAUACAUUGUCGGCCAGUGGGUGCAGGCCGCCAUGGACCUCAUCGAUGAUAUGCAUAAACGACGCGAGAUACCCAUUGUUGUCGGCGGUACCUCAUACUGGAUACAGCACCUGCUCUUCCCUGGCCGAUUAGCUGGCGAAGAGGUCUCUUCGUCUCCGCCCGCUGUUCGCAUGUCUCUUGAGGUUCAGCAAGCUCUUGACACGCUACCUCCACAUCUGCUAGACCUCUGGAACUACUUACCACAAGAGGCGACGCUAGUCUAUUCUGCUGGCGCUGGACUUCACAUGCACAACCUAUUGACUGCGCUGGACCCUGUCGUUGCGGCUCGGUGGCACUGGAAGGAUACUCGCAAGGUCAUCCGGUGUUUAAACAUCAUCAAGGACACUGGGAAGCGCCCGAGCGAUAUUUUUGACGAGCAGUCGAAGGUCGUGCCGAAGCCACGAUACGACUCGCUAUGCUUUUGGCUGUAUUCCGACCCCGAGGUUCUGAAGCCUCGGCUAGAUAGUAGAGUGGAUGCGAUGCUAGAACAAGGUCUGCUAGACGAAGUUCGCGCUCUCAUAGAUAUAUCCAACGACAACGCUGGCAAGCCUCAACCUGAGGACGUCGACUUCACGCAGGGAAUAUAUCAGUCGAUCGGAUACCGAGAAUUUUAUGCCUACCUUACCAACCCGCACGCUACGUCCGAGGACUUCGCAAAGGCGGUGGACGACAUGAAGACGUCGACGAGACAGUAUGCGAAGCGCCAGGUGCAGUGGAUACGAAACCAGCUGCGGCCGGUGGUGGAGGGGUCGGACCAGAGCGAGCAUAAGGCACAGUUGUAUUUGCUGGACGCGACAGAUCUGCAUCGUUGGGAUGAGGAAGUAAGAAGUAAAGGGCUGGAAGUGACGGAUGACUUCCUUGAAAAUCGUCCCAUGCGCGACCCAGUCUCGUUAUCAGAGACAGCUCGGAGUGUUCUAUCCAAAGGCCGUAAGGCACUCAGCCCUACCGCCGUCCUCGAAGCACGCCGAAAGCGGACAUGCACUGUCUGCUCCAUCGACACCGACAAGCCGGUCAUGAUUGACGAGAGCGAGUGGGACGUGCAUGUGCGGACGCGGUCGCAUAAGCGGUUGAUUGGGAGGGAGGAUAGGUUGAAGAAGAUCGCGUACUAUAAGGGGUUGAAGGCAGCGGCGAAGGCGGAGAAGGAGGGGGAGGGGGAGGGGGAGGCCGGAAAGGUAGAGUCAGAGGCGGGAAAGGCUGAGGAAAAGACGGGAGCGGCAGAGGUAAAGUCGGGAGAGGCGGACAGUGAGGGGGAGGUUGGGAAGGAUGAGGUCGACGCGUAACCAGAAUUACCCGUUCAUGUCCCAGUUUCCGGCCUAGAAAUUGAGGCUCUUACGGCCUGACUAGUCCUUUGAGCACAGAGCAGGCGAGAGCUUCGAGCUCAUAUCUCGGAC
Molecule: messenger RNA, 1700 nt
Organism: Schizophyllum commune H4-8
Lineage: Eukaryota; Fungi; Basidiomycota; Agaricomycetes; Agaricales; Schizophyllaceae
Product: tRNA isopentenyltransferase
Exons: 8
Coding region: 21-1589 (522 amino acids)
Biological process (GO): tRNA modification
Cellular component (GO): mitochondrion
Molecular function (GO): tRNA dimethylallyltransferase activity
Source: RefSeq, a predicted model, not a curated record